Alternaria novae-zelandiae is the source of this 483-nucleotide messenger RNA. RefSeq lists its product as uncharacterized. The coding region runs from base 1 to 483 and encodes 160 amino acids. The transcript is spliced from 2 exons. The record is from RefSeq and is a predicted model, not a curated record. NCBI's taxonomy places the organism in Eukaryota, Fungi, Ascomycota, Dothideomycetes, Pleosporales, Pleosporaceae.
AUGGCGGCAGGACUACCACCACCUGAUGAGCUGAUGGAAGGGGAUAUCGUCUACCUGACCCCAAAGACGAUCCCAAAGUCCUCCAUCAUUAGGAGUCACGUAAACCAGAGCGGCUUUGAAGAUCACCCUAUAGUCGUCCUGGGUAAGGAGAGACGAAAGGGCACCAUGAUCGUCAGUUUCCGGCUGCUUACCACCUUCAACGGCCACACAGUUGAGGAGAAGAGACAAGGCGAUCGAAGACAUCAAAGAAAGUUCUUUAUGAUGGUUGAUAACCAUCAAGAUAGGGUUAACUCCACUAUCAACCCGGUAGCCAAAAUGGCUCCAGGUUUCGAUGCGUUGAAGAAACGGAGCUACGUCAACCUCUCUCGUAAUUCUCGGUUCGAAGUAGAAUACGAGUAUCUCGAGGCCUUUGGAAAGGAUCCACUGCGGAGGCUUGACGCCAAAUCAGUCUCAUAUAUCAAGAGCGCACGCUUCGACACCUAA